Molecule: messenger RNA, 3274 nt
Organism: Colossoma macropomum (tambaqui)
Lineage: Eukaryota; Metazoa; Chordata; Actinopteri; Characiformes; Serrasalmidae
Gene: il13ra1
Product: interleukin 13 receptor, alpha 1
Exons: 10
Coding region: 181-1380 (399 amino acids)
Molecular function (GO): protein binding
Source: RefSeq, a predicted model, not a curated record
UGUGUGGAUCUCUCCGCUUCUGACCGUGUUUAAUAGCAUUUUUGGGCUGGUUUCGACACGGUUUCUGUUGACUUCGCCUACUGUCGGUACUAAAACACCCUGUAGAGGCAAAACUUUGGAUUUUCCCAGGAAGAAAGAACUUUUCUCGAGGAUUUGAGGAGUUUUAACCAGAACUCUACGAUGUUUUGCGGUUAUCGGGGCAUUUCUUUAAUAACGUGCUUCUCUCUCAUGUUCUUCGGAGUUGACGCCGUGUCAGAUGAACUGCCUCAACCAGGAAACCUGAGUCUGUCAUGGAGCCCUGACUAUUCGUCAGUGUGUGCACGGUGGAGUGAGCCAGCUGGUUUGGAAACAGAUUGUAAAGUGAGCUACGAGAUUCAUUUUUAUUCAAAGAAAUGUCCGCCCAGUGCAGAAGAGCCACGGAAAUGGAGAGUAGAGAAGUUGACUCACACAUGGAAAACUGAAGAGGAUGAGAUGUGUGUCAGCAUAACAACAAACCCUAAGUGGAACUGUGGAAACAAGACUUCAAGUAAAUCAUUACUUCAAGGCCUCUCCCGACCUCCAGGUUUAGUGAAGAACUUCACUUGUCUUUAUUACUCUCAUAUGAAGAUGAACUGCACCUGGAUCAGCAACACCACUGAUCUCCAGCUCUUCUACAGGCCUCACAGUGAAAGCAGUCUAAAGCCGUGUGUCUCCUAUAUUGGUAAAGGACACAUGAGGACAGGCUGCCACCUAUACGGCAAAGAAUUUGUGAAUGAUACAUUCGUCUUUCUUGUCAACGGAACUCAUGGAGGUUUCCCUGUACAGAGCAACUUCAAUAGAGAAAUAAGGAAUUUUGUGAAAGUACCACCCCCUAAACUUAGUAUAAGCCUGGUUGGAAAGGAUCUCCAUGUUCGGGCAAGUCCACCUGAUUUUAAAUCAUCAUGUUGGAAGUACCAGUUUAACUUCAAAAAAUGCAAUGAGGAUGAAAAAUCAAUUACUGGAAAUCAACAGUGGGAAUUUAGUUUGGAAUAUAAUGAAGCCUGCCAUUACACAGUACGAGUGCAGGCCAUAUACCAAUACUGCGGAGAAGGAGGGAGUGACUGGAGCGCACCUGUGCACUAUGGUGAGAAUAGAGAUCCAGUUGGGCCAUUAAAGAUGACUUCGAUAGUCACCCCUAUAAUAGUGGCCUGCUGUCUCAUUGUGGCUCUAGUGUUAUGUCGAAGACACAAGGAUUACCUUUUUCCCAAGAUUCCUGAACCAUCGCUGUUAGUCAAGGAUAUGCUUAACAAUAGUAAAGAUAAGGGUCUAAAUGUUGGAAAACUUUACAUACCUUAUGAAGAUGUAGUGGAGAAGAAGAUCAGCCUGGAGCCAGAGAGUACAUUCCUGCAUCCUGAACCAUAAAAAAACCCACAUUUGUGCACUAUAAAUACCAUCAUAGUUUCAGUGCACAUGUCAGACUUCAGUCCCAGCAGUCCACAGCAUUGCAGACUGUAGGAUUCUGCCUUAUGAAACACACUUGAUUCAACUCAUCAGUGACGAGGCUUUUACAUUGAAUUCAGAGCAUUAGAAGAGGGAAAAUGCUAAUCACAGCAGAGCUGUGACUUGGAAGGAACCUGUGACCUUCAGAUACCUCACUUUCGCCUGGUGUUGUGUGUGUGUGUCUGUUUUUCCUUUUCUGUUCACUUGCUUUAUAUGAAGGUCUACAGCUUAGUAUGGCACAGAUAAUGUGGUGGGACUGCACAGAUCCAAAUCUAUCACAAAUGUAUUUGAUAUAGUCACAUAGAUCUACUAUCAUCUUCCAAUUCUCAGAGCUGAGCAUGUAAGGACAGCAGAAGAAUGUUUCAUAUCUGAAAACAGGGACAGUUCUGAGUGGCUGUCUGUAAUUUCUUAUAGUAUUUCAUAUUAGCACAACAGAGAAAUGGAACAUAUUCCUGCCAUUUCUGCCAUUGCUAAGUAGAGUAGUACUGUUCUACUGUGAUACUACAUGGUUAGCAGCUGGACUCUGUAGUUAAUGAAUACUUUAUUUUUAAUGUCUUUAAAGACCAGCAAAGUUUUAUUACACACAUCUGUAGCCUGUAAAUAGUUCAGCCAGUUUGCAUUAGACUCCCUGUAGUUACUGAAAAAUAAGCCUUAGUAUGCAAUAAGCCUGGGAUUUUAAGGGGUGAACUUAUCAGUACAUCGUCUCACUCAUUUUGUGUAAGUUUACACUUUCGACUGGCCCUUUAAAGGGCCCAUGUCUUAUAUUUAUUUUUUUUUUAUGAGGUCCACUUAUGAUGUUUGUAUAGGUUAAUGUACCAAAAUGGUCAUAAUUCCUUAUUUACAUGACUAAUUUUCUGUCUCUUUAACUGUUAGAAUUAAACAGGCUGUUUGUUGUUGUACCCUUGAACUUAUAUAUGUAAAUAACCUCUGUUCUGAAGGCUGCCCUGUAUUGUGCCUCACUUUAAAAGCAGUCUCCUUAAAACUUCAGUGUGAAUUUUUCCGGGGCUUAGCUGCAGUUGGCUGAGUUUGUAGAUGUAUGUAAAUGUGUUUGUUUUUGUAAAAAAAAGGAAAAUCUGUUUUUCCACGAUAUGGGCCUUUUAAGAACGAUUGGAGUUAGAAUUCACAUUCUUCAUUUUAAUGUGUUCUUGUACUCUUUGGUUGCUGUCUGUUUUUUGAAGACAUGGGUGGUCCAAAAUCUUCCCUUUUUAACUUGUGGGCCAAGAAAGCAUAGAUUAUCAUGGUUAUUAGAACUGAACAGAGGAGAAGCAAUAUAGUGUGUUAUACAUAAACAUAUAGUAUGAAUAUAAUCAGGAGGAACACCACUGCAUGUUAACCUCUCAGUGGUGAUGGUGCUAGAAAGUUCUUCUGCCAGCAGUUUCUUGCUCUCCUCGUUCAAUGAAGCUACCACACUAUUGCAUUUACAAAACAUCCACACUAUCGCUGAUUAUAUUUGUAUUUGUAUUUUUGCAACAAACAGCACAACGCAGCUUUAAAAAUGUGAGAUGAGCAUUAUAUCUCACAAAAAAACAAAACAAGUGAGUUUUGUUCUUGAUGCUUGUCCACAGAAGUGCCUUGGCUGAUUACUGUGGUCCCCUCAGCCCUUGAGAGUUUGCAGGAACACAGUUGAAUUGUUAUUUUUUCCCUUGUAAAGAAGCCUCCCUAGUAACAAUUUUUGCUGAAUAGACAGACUCGAAACAGCCAAUACAGCUGUUUAAACAGCACAAAAGAGUGAGGGUCAGUUAAGAAUUAGUCAAAUGUGUUUUUGUUAUUCCGUCCAUCGAAUGGUUCCUCUAAAUAAAUGCAUGUAUGUACAUAA